This is a messenger RNA of Seriola dumerili (greater amberjack), 2810 nucleotides long. It is a transcript of the gene tgfb5, whose product is annotated as transforming growth factor beta-2-like. The coding region runs from base 1222 to 2481 and encodes 419 amino acids. Gene Ontology annotation, molecular function: type III transforming growth factor beta receptor binding; type II transforming growth factor beta receptor binding; cytokine activity. Gene Ontology annotation, biological process: SMAD protein signal transduction; transforming growth factor beta receptor signaling pathway; regulation of cell population proliferation. The record is from RefSeq and is a predicted model, not a curated record. Gene Ontology annotation, cellular component: extracellular region. The transcript is spliced from 7 exons. Lineage: Eukaryota; Metazoa; Chordata; Actinopteri; Carangiformes; Carangidae.
CUCCCUCCCUCCCAGACUCCUUCUGUCUGAGGCUCUGUGCAUUUCUCACAGAGGAUCUGCAGAAUAAUGGACUCACAUCAUGCAGCAGGUCUCAGUGUUUUCAAAAGCGCUUUCAGCCCAGCAGACAUCAGGCUGGAGCUCAUUUAAACCGGGAAUCUGUAAUUUACUGUAAAGUUUUUUUUCUUUUUUUUUAUUCACAGCACAAGGACUUCUUUCAUAUAUUUUUCUGCGUCAUGUCUUUUUAUGUCGUCUGACUUUUUCCGUGUUUUGAUGUUUAUGUGAGGGGGAUUAACAGGCCCACCAUGGUUUUUCCAACAUAAAUCAACAGUUUCUUUCCUACGUUUUGGUGCAGGCUGCUUUCUGUUUACCUAUUACAGGGAAUGGGAGGAUCUCAUUAGUUUUUUUAAAGGCUCUAACUAGAUUUUCUGGAAGCGGGUAUGGGCCAGUUUUUUGCUCGACAAAUGGGUCUUUCGGAGGUAAAAGCAGAGGAACCCUGCUGCUUCAGAUGAAGUGAGUAGCUCAGGUUUUUCUUUGCAGGGCUUGCGACAUGGGCUGAGCUCCUGUGAUGACUCUUUUCUCCUGAAGGCUGUUGAAUUCUCAGAGGAUGGACGACGGAGACGGAUAAAACCAUAAUUUAACGGACAGACUAUAGUUAAAUCUCUUCACCUUUACACGCGGAAAGCGCGCGCGCACACCGGCACGGAAUAACACCGGAGCUUCUGAGCGCACCAGACUGGGACCGAGGCGUCAGCCAAAUUUCCAGUCACUAAAUUUGAGCUUUUCGCAGUGGAGUUUGGUUGUUGUGUGAUAUCAUUUAGCGUUUAAAGGCAAUCAAGCACGGAUUUUACAAGAAUAGUUCAUUUUAGACUAAUUAACUUAAAUGUAAUCUCUAAAGAAUUAGUGACGAUGCGGCUUUAUUUGUCUGGUGUUGAAAUAAGCAGGCGCGUGUAUGUUAUAAAAUUACCUUAGCAGAAUAAAUGUGAAGUCAGCAGAUGUGGGUUUCCUUUUCCACAUGAAGUGGUUUUGACUAAAAUACCCUGUUUGAAGUGGAUAUUGGAUUUUUUUGGUUUUGGGGCAUUGGUUUAACCCUCAGGUUAAAUUUUAAAUCACUUUACGCGCAUAUUUCUUGGUGCUUGACUUUGAGACUCAGCUUUAGUUGCAGUCCACCGCAGAGACCUUCCUUUUUUUCAGCUGGAUUUCUCUCCGUCUCCUCGCCGGACAAUGUGGCUCCCCCGCCUCGCGCUGCUGCUGCUGCUCCGGUUCUCCGGUGUGCUGCUGGUGGAGGGGCUCAACACGUGCCAGUCCAUCAACCUGGACGCACAGAAGUCCCGGCGCAUUGAGGCGGUCCGCGGACAGAUCCUCAGUAAGCUCCGGAUCCGUAGCCCGCCGGAAGAAGAAGAGGCCCCACCGCCUGCCCCGGUGCCCCCGGAGGUCAUGCUGCUGUACAACAGCACGCGGGAGCUGCUGAAGGAGCGCGCGCGCCUGACCGAGUCCGCGUGCGAGCGCGAGAGCAGCGAGGAGGACUAUUAUGCUAAAGAAGUGCAGAGGAUUGACAUGCUGCCCCCUCGCACCGACACAAAUGCAGUGCAGCCAGUAGCACCCAACCCCCACUACAGAGUGGUCCACUUUGACGUCAGUGGAGUCGACCUGACCAACAGCACCCUGGUCAAGGCUGAGUUCAGGAUCUUCAGAGCUCCCAACCCGCAGGCCCGGGCCUCGGAGCAGAGAGUGGAGAUCUAUCAGCUGCUGAAGCCAGAUGAAGAGAGCACCUCCACUCAGCGUUACAUUGACUCCCGCACCGUGCAGCCGAGGGCGAAGGGGUCCUGGAUCUCUGUGGAUGUCACGGAAACUGUUAAGGACUGGGUGUCAGAUCCAGAGAAUAAUCUCGGGCUGAAGCUGGGCGUCCACUGUCCCUGCUGCACCUUCGUCCCAUCCACCAACAACAUCGUUCCCAACAAGAGUGAGGAACUGGAGGCCCUGUUUGCAGGUGUGGAUGACGAGCAGCUUCGUCGGAUAAGAAAACCCGGUCAGGUUAAAGGCCAGGCGGAUUUCAGCACCAAGACGCCACACCUCAUCCUCACCCUGCUGCCCAGCGACAGAGUUGACAACCCGGCCAAGAAGAACCGCAAGAAGAGGGCAGCCGCCACGGACACCACAACCUGCUCCCGUGGCUCAGACCAGGGCUGCUGCCUGCGCUCGCUCUACAUCGACUUCAGGCGUGACCUCAACUGGAAGUGGAUCCAUGAGCCCAAAGGCUACAAAGCUAACUUCUGUGCUGGCAACUGUCCUUACAUCUGGAGUGCCAACAACCACUACAACAUGAUCCUGCCCCUGUACAACAAGCUGAACCCUGAAGCCUCCGCCUCACCCUGCUGCGUUCCUCAGGACCUGGAGCCCCUCACCAUCAUGUACUUCAUCGGCCGCACACCACGUGUUGAGCAACUCUCCAACAUGGUCGUCAAAUCCUGCAAGUGCCGCUGAGGGAAGCAAGUUCAGAGGAAGAGGUGAGGGGGGGGGAGGGGGGCACAGAGGAGGAGAAUGAUUAACAGGACUGAAACUUCAAACUGCUUCACUCAGGGUGAAAAUAAAGACGAGAGGACAGAUGGAUCCUUUGUUCAUGAAUCUUCACUGUUUGAUCACCUUUAGCAGACCUUUGAGAUGUUAUUUUUUUACCGUACCUGACCCAAAUAUCAAGACUUUACUGACAUUCCCUUACAGGCAUGAAAACUUUUCAUUUUUCUUCAUUCUCUGGAACUUUCCGUCUGAUAUAGGACACUGUAAAUAUGACAACAUAGCUGUAUUAAACCUGU